Messenger RNA from Diprion similis, 2281 nucleotides. RefSeq lists its product as uncharacterized. Bases 142 to 1764 code for a protein of 540 amino acids. The transcript has 3 exons. The record is from RefSeq and is a predicted model, not a curated record. Lineage: Eukaryota; Metazoa; Arthropoda; Insecta; Hymenoptera; Diprionidae.
CCUUUCUUUCGCCGGCGAGAGGGGAUGCGGUAUAUAAAAGAUCUCAUCUGAGGUGCAAUUCCGUCAGAUACCACACCUCAGUACUGAUUUGGUAGUCGCUCGUUCUCCAGAUAAUCCCGAAGGCAGAGAAACACGAUUAAGAUGAAACCAUUCGUUGUACUCGGUAUCUGCGUCCUGCUUCUAGCAAGCGUAAUAUCCGAGAAAGUCGAAGACGGAAAAUCAUCCGAGGGCAAAAAGUAUUCAUCUACGUCGACUAAAGGGAAGCGAGGAGUAUCCGAUGGAGGUUACAUCGGAGGCUCGUCCCUCGGAGGAUCGUCCGGCUACUCAUCGGCGCCUAUCCAGAGCUUCGGAGGCUACGCAGCGCCUUCUCUGAGCUCGGGAUACUCCCUCGGCGGAUCAAGCAGCCCCCUUUCCCUGGGCCACGGAAGCUUCCAGGGCUUCGGAGGCCUCGGAGGAUUCGGAGGAGGCUACAACCUCGGCGGGCUCAGCCUCGGAGGCGGCAGUGGCUACUCCUUCCCCUCGGUGAGCCAAGGCCUCGGAGCUCACGGACUGUCGUAUUCGCUGCCCAGCGCGUCUUCCCUUAGCGUUGGAGGCGGCGGAUUCGGAGGCGGCUACGGAGGUGCGUUGAUCGCCUCCGCCGGUAAGCAGGGACCCGUCACCUUCGGCCUCCACAGCGGAAGCUACACACCUCCGGUCUACGCCACCGGGAUCCAGGGUCUUUCGGCCUACGGCAACGGCGCGAGCUCAUCGUACAGCCUCCCGAUUUCCUCCGGAGCUUCUCUGCACGGCCUCUCUUCUUCCGGUGCCUCGAGCUUCGGUCUUCCCGUCUCUUCCGGCGCGAGCUACAGCCUCCCCUUGAGCUCGGCCUCCCUCGGCUCUUCCUACAGCUUCCCCUCAUCCUCCUCCUCACACGGAAUUUCUCUCGGCUCACUCUCCUCCGGGAUCCAGAGCUCCUCAUACAGCCUCCCGUCUUCCGCUGUUUCUUCUCACGGUAUAUCCGGCAGCUACGGCGCUCCGCUUUCUGUCUCCUCGGGCUCGAGCUACAGCUCACCUUCCUCCAGCUCCUCUCACGGAAUCUCAUCCAGCUCGUUCAGCUACCCUUCUUCGUCUAGCUCCAGCUACAGCCUCCCAUCCUCUUCCAGCUCAAGCUACAGCCUCCCAUCUUCUUCCGGCUCAUCCCACGGAAUAUCCUCCAGCUCUUACAACUUCCCGUCUUCAUCGAGCUCGUCUCACGGACUCUCCUCGGAUUCGUCGAGCUACAGCUCACCGUCAACGAGCUACGGCCUUCCCUCGUCGUCCGGUUCCUCUUCUCACGGAAUCUCCUCGCUCUCCUCAAGCUACGGCGCGCCCUCCUUCAUCCGGUUCAUCCCACGGGUCCGGGUCCAUAUUGAGUGCCCUGGCUUCCGCCAGCGCCUCCGGAUCCUCGUCAGGCUACAACUCCCCGGUGAUCUCGUCCUCCUCCCACGGCAGUUCCGACUCCUACAGCCCUUCGUCAUCCCACAUCGGACUCUCCAGCGGCUCUUCGGACAGCUCGAGCUACAGCCUUCCAAUUUCAUCGGGUUCUUACUCAGGCUCCGACGCAGGCUCGUCCUACUCCUCCUACUCGUCGGCACCCUCGAGCUCCUACGGAAGCCCCAGCGAUUCGCACGGAGCUUAUUCGAGCUUGAGCCCAAGAUACGCGAGCUUCUCCGGAAGGUCGUACGACAGUUACAACGCCGGAGGCAACAAGUACGACACCAUCUCGUACUCAAGUCCUGGGGGUAAAUAUUAGAAGAGUGAAGUAUCGCAAAGAGGCUUGAUUAUCGGAAUUUUUUUCACAUUCAAUCCCAGAGUGAGUAGUGAGAGGCAUUUCGAGUUCCACAUUCUCAUUGACAAACGUUUGACAUUGUAAUAUUGACUGGACGCCGACAGAGCACGAAUACCUGAAACAAUUGAGACGAGUAUAAUAAUACAGAGUGAACAAACGGUUCACGUAUUUAUAAUAUGUAACAGUUUACUUUAAGAUAUCCUUGUUGACUAUUUAUGAUAUGUUGUUUGAUCAUCGUUCGAUAUUACAGAUCUGUGUAAUACGAGCGAAUGAUCUCUGUUGUAUAGUUAUUUCGUAUUAUUUUUCAUCUCUUCCUAAGUUUAUUUUAUACCGCAUUGUUUUGUAAUAAAAGGAAAAAUAUCAUGAAACAAUAUGCUUUGUUCUUUACUUUACUGUCUUGCCUUUACCGUUACAAUAAGUGUAAAGCCAAUUACUCAGCAAGUGCAAGAUAAUAAAUUGUGAAAAAAAACACAG